Echinops telfairi (small Madagascar hedgehog) is the source of this 7954-nucleotide messenger RNA. It is a transcript of the gene PTPRZ1, whose product is annotated as protein tyrosine phosphatase receptor type Z1. The record is from RefSeq and is a predicted model, not a curated record. Gene Ontology annotation, molecular function: protein tyrosine phosphatase activity; protein binding. NCBI's taxonomy places the organism in Eukaryota, Metazoa, Chordata, Mammalia, Afrosoricida, Tenrecidae. The coding region runs from base 215 to 7117 and encodes 2300 amino acids. The transcript is spliced from 30 exons. Gene Ontology annotation, biological process: peptidyl-tyrosine dephosphorylation.
CAGCGACAGCCGCCGGAGACGGAGACCGACACCCGCCCGGCAGCAUGCGCCGGGGCUAGCGGCUCCCGGCUCCCACCCACCGACCGCGCGCCCGCCUCUCGGUUCCUCGGCCCCGCGGGCACACUCCCGCGCCCACCAAGAUCGCACAGCGCGUCCCAGCCGCUCCCCUCCCUCUUCACCCCGAGAAGUCCCGGGGCCCCCGGGCCGCCUCGAAAUGUUCCCCGGAAAGUGCUUCCUCGCCUGCCUCCAGCUCCUGUGUGUGUGCCGCCUGGAUUGGGCUUACGGAUACUACAGGCAACAGAGAAAACUUGUUGAAGAGAUCGGCUGGUCCUAUACAGGAGCACUGAAUCAAAAGAAUUGGGGAAAGAAAUACCCGCUGUGUAACAGCCCCAAACAAUCGCCCAUCAAUAUCGAUGAAGAUCUGACACAAGUCAAUGUGAAUCUUAAGAAACUUAAAUUCCAGGGUUGGGAUAAGCCAUCUUUGGAAAACACAUUCAUUCAUAACACUGGGAAAACAGUGGAAAUUAACCUCACGAAUGACUACCGUCUCAGUGGAGGAGUUUCUGAGACGAUGUUCAAAGCCAGUAAGGUAACUUUCCACUGGGGAAAAUGCAAUAUGUCAUCUGACGGAUCAGAACACAGUUUGGAAGGACAAAAAUUUCCCCUGGAGAUGCAAAUCUACUGCUUUGAUGUGGACCGGUUUUCAAGUUUUGAGGAAGCAGUUAAAGGAAGAGGGAAAUUAAGAGCCUUAUCCAUUUUAUUUGAGGUUGGACUAGAAGAAAACUUGGAGUACAGAGCAAUCAUUGAUGGAGUGGAGCGGGUUAGUCGUUUUGGGAAACAGGCUGCAUUAGAUCCACUCAUCCUGCUGAACCUCUUGCCAAACUCCACCGACAAGUAUUACACUUACAAUGGCUCGCUGACAUCUCCUCCCUGCACGGACACUGUUGACUGGAUUAUUUUUAAAGAUACAGUCAGCAUCUCUGAAAGCCAGUUGGCAGUUUUCUGUGAAGUUCUUACAAUGCAGCAGUCAGGGUACGUCAUGCUGAUGGACUACUUACAGAACAAUUUCCGAGAACAACAGUACAAAUUCUCCAGGCAGGUGUUUUCCUCCUAUACUGGGAAGGAAGAGAUUCAUGAAGCAGUUUGCAGUUCAGAACCCGAGAAUGUUCAGGCGGACCCCGAGAAUUACACCAGCCUUCUUGUGACCUGGGAGAGACCUCGAGUCGUCUACGAUACCAUGAUUGAGAAGUUUGCCGUCCUGUACCAGCAGCUGGAGGGAGAGGACCAAACCAAGCAUGAAUUUUUGACUGAUGGCUAUCAAGACCUGGGUGCUAUUCUUAAUAAUUUACUGCCCAAUAUGAGUUAUGUUCUACAAAUAGUAGCCAUUUGUAGUAACGGCUUAUUCGGAAAAUACAGUGACCAACUGAUUGUCGAUAUGCCUUCGGAAGACCUUGAACUUGAUCCCUUUCCUGAGUUAAUUGGAACUGAAGAAAUAAUCAAGGAGAGAAAAGAGAUUGAAGAAGAUGCAAUUAUGAAUCCUGGUAGAGACAGUGCCACAAACCAAAUAAGGACAAAGGAUCCUCAGCUUCCUACCACAACAAACUACAGUCGCAUAGGGACUAAAUACCAUGAGGCUGACAUGAACCGAUCCCCGACAAGAGGAAGUGAACAUGCUGGAAAGGGUGACGUUCCCAACACAUCGUUAAGUUCUACUUCCCAGGCAGUAACUGAAUUUUUUCCAGAAAAAGAUGCUUCCUUGACUCCUCAGACUGUGCCUCUAAGGCCAUUUCCACAGGUGAACUUGACUGUGGAAUCUUUGAACACGGAAUCACCGGAGGUAUCUACUGAUAUCACUGAAGAAGAGAGUCUAUCUCCCAGUUUCAAGCUUGAGAUGGGACCUGAUGAUUCCUCUGGCGCCAGUCCAACCACGUCUGCCAUGCCAUUCAGCUCUGAGAACCUGUUUCAUGGGUACAUAUUUUCUUCAGAAAAUCCAGAGGCAAUCACAAAUGAUGUCCUUAUUCCAGAAACUAUGAGAAAUGCGUCAGAAGAUUCCGCCUCAUCUGGUUUGGGAGAAUCGUCAAAAGACCCUUCCAUCGAUGAAAACACGUGGUUCCCUAGCACUACCGAUACUCCCACAGAGCCUGAUGUCGGCUCCGGUAGAGAGCAGGUUCUCCAGGUGAAUUACACUGGCAUGCACCUUGAUGAAUCUGGAAAGACAACUCAGUCCUUUACUCUGGACCCACUGGGGUCACAGGCUCCCUCCAUCCCAGGUAUGGAAAUGCCACCUCAUUCUACCUUGCCCUACUUCCCGACUGAAGUCACACCUCAUGCUUUUACCCCUUCCUCUGGACAACACGAUUCGAUCCCCACUGUCAACGUGGUUCUCCCGCAGACAACUCAGCCAGUCUAUAAUGGUGAGACACCUCUUCAGCCUUCCUCCAGUAGUGACGUCUUCCCUCUAGUCACCCCUCUGUUGCUUGACGAUCAGAUCCUCAACACUACCCUUGCUGCUUCGAGUAGUGAUUCGGCCUUGCAUGCUACGCCUGCAUUUCCCAGUGUUGGUGUGCCGUUUGACUCCAUCCUGUCCUCCUAUGAUGGUGUGCCUUUGCUUCCGUUUUCCUCUGCUUCCUUCAGUAGUGAGUGGUCCCACCAUCUGUACACAGCUUCUCCAGUCCUGCCGCAAGGUACUUCCGCUCUUGAGCGUGAUAAAGUGUCCCCGCAUGCAUCUGUGCCGGUGGCGGGGGUAGAUUUGUCAUUAGAACCCAGCCUUGCUCAAUAUCCUAAUGUGGUGGCCCAUCAAACCACCGCUCAUGCUGCUUCAGACACGUUGGAAGUUGGUAGUGAAGCUGGUGUCCUCUAUAACAUGCUCGUGCUUUCUCAAGUGGAACCAGACAGCGCUGAGGUCCUGGUGCAUGCACGUUCUCCAGGGCCUGAACUGUCCCCUCCUGCCUUACCCGGUGACGGGGGCUCCCAGCACGUCUCCACCGUUGCUCACAGUUCUGCAACACCUGGGCAUGAUUCCAUUGCUGUAUCUCAUCCGAGUUCCUUAGUUCACAGCCCUGGCUAUGGGCUGGUGUCUGAGUCUUCCUUAAUAGCCCCAACUACGGUGCGGCUGCAGCCUACACAUGCCCUCUCUGAUGAUGCCGAGUGGUCCGGAGCCUUCUCGGGUAGUGAAUUUCUGGUGCCUGAAUCAGAGGGUCUGACCAUCCUUAACAUGUCAUCGCCCGAUCCUGUAGCCGACUUGACAAACGUAACAUCUGUGUUUGGAGAGGAUCAGAAACUGCUUCCGAAAAGUGGCCUAGCCUAUGGGAAUGACACUCAACUGCCAACCUCUUCUUUCAGUGAGAGAGCGGACCAAUCUGAAAGCACAGUCGGGCCUGACCCAGAUGGCCAUGUAGACAGCUGGAAUGAGUCUUUAGAAGAACCCCCCACUCUCAGUUCUAGCACCAGGGGCAUGCUGCCGGAGGCUCUAGCCUUUACCACCACUAAGAGUGUUGAGCAUAAGCUUAGUCAAGUUCCCGAACAUAACUUUGCCAUGCAACCCACACCCGCUGUGCCUCAAGCCAUUGGGGACACUUUGCUUAAACUUGUGCUUAGUGUCCCCUCCGAGCCAGCGCCCUCUGACCCUCCUUCUAGUGAAAUAUUGUCUCCUUCCACUCAGCUCGCACUUUAUGACUCCUCAGCUGCUUUGCCUACUGAAAGGCUGCAGCAAGCCCCCUUUCCGGCUUCUGAUGUCGACAGCUUGCUUAAAACCGCUCUUCCAGCUGGGCCGAGUGAUUCCAUAGAGUCUGGAAGCCCACAGGUUGAAAGCGUUCAUGCUACGAUGCCGCAUCCCCUGGCAUCAGAUUCUGCUGUGAGUAAAACCAUGCUGCUCCCUCCAUCUGAGCCAGGUAUAGAGGAUGUCUCACCAACUUCUGGGGUGCAGGCGGCUUCGCUUGAAGGAGUAGCCAUUUCUUAUGCCAGUAAGAACUAUGUUAAACCAAGUUUGCUUCCCAGCGAAAGCCCCCAGCAAGUGGUACCUCCACCGGACGAGAACGAGGUGUUGUUGCAGACUGCCCGUGUCCAGACUGGCCAUGCCUUCCCUGGACAAGCAAGGCAUGCCUUGGCUACUCCCCUUUUACCAUCGUCCAGUGUUUUACCGCAAACACGUACAAAUACACUCCUAGACUCUGAUGGAGUUCUCACCCCCACCAAAAGCUCUCCUCCCAAUGAGGUAUUCGCUGGUGCUCCACCCGAUAUUUCGGGCACCCCCGAAGCUGCCAAGCAUUCUGUUUCUUUAGGAGAGGUGCAUGUUUCCACUUCUCCUAACCGAGAUGGGUACUUGAUCACAGCCAAAGGGCCGCUUCCUUCUAAAGCAGCUUCUUCAGAACCGACUCCCGGUGCCACUUCCGAUGCUGAGUUAGUAAGUGAGGGUGAUGAUGGUGAUGUGGAUGAUGAUGAUGAUGAUGACGACGACGACAGAGAUAGUGAUGAUGUAACCGUAAAUAAGUGUAUGUCAUGCUCAUCCUAUCGAACCUCUCGUGAAAAGGUCAUUAAUGAUUCAGACGCCCAGGCCAAUGGUCUUGGGGAUCAGGUGAACCCAGUCUCACAUUCACUAUCUGGGAUUUCUGAAGAAGAGAAUCAAGUCCCAGGCGUAGCCUCAGACAGUCAGACAGAUAUGGACCACAGUCCUGACAAAGCACCGCCAACCCGUGGGCUGCCACCAAAGCACAGUGAUGAUGCCCAAGAGGGAGAGGGCAUUCAGACUGGUAGCGCCCCUCGCCCUUUCAGUCCAGAAUCCAAGUCGUGGGCAGUGCUUACAAGUGAUGAAGAGAGCGGAUCAGGGCAAAGUACCUCAGGUAGCCUGAACGACAACGAGACUUCCACAGAUUUCAGUGUUCCAGAGGGCAAUGAACAAGGUACUGAUGGGGUCCUGGAAGCAGGUGACUCAGAGAUGGCUCCCGGAUCCCCGCAGGCCUCAACCCCCCCACUUGGUAGUGGACACACAGAUGUGUUCAACGUGUCAGAAGCAGAGGCCAGUAAUAGUAGCCAUGAGUCUCGUAUUGGUCUAGCUGAGGGUUUGGAAGCCAAGAAGAAGACAGUUAUACCCCUUGUGGUCGUGUCAGCCCUGACUUUUAUCUGUCUAGUGGUUCUUGUGGGGAUUCUCAUCUACUGGAGGAAAUGCUUCCAGACAGCACACUUUUAUUUAGAGGACAGUACGUCUCCUCGAGUCAUAUCCACACCUCCGACACCUAUCUUUCCAAUUUCAGAUGACAUUGGAGCAAUUCCAAUAAAGCACUUUCCAAAGCAAGUUGCUGAUUUACAUGCAAGUAAUGGGUUUACUGAAGAAUUUGAGACACUGAAAGAGUUUUACCAGGAAGUUCAGAGCUGUACUGUGGACUUAGGUAUCACAGCAGACAGCUCCAACCACCCAGACAAUAAGCACAAGAACCGAUACGUUAACAUCGUCGCCUAUGAUCAUAGCAGGGUUAAGCUUGCACAACUUGCUGAAAAAGAUGGCAAGCUGACCGAUUAUAUCAAUGCCAAUUACGUUGAUGGCUACAACAAGCAGAAAGCAUACAUCGCUGCCCAGGGCCCACUGAAAUCCACAGCGGAAGAUUUCUGGAGGAUGAUAUGGGAGCACAACGUGGAAGUGAUCGUCAUGAUAACGAACCUCGUGGAGAAAGGAAGGAGAAAAUGUGACCAGUACUGGCCUGCUGAUGGCAGUGAGGAGUUCGGCAACUUUCUGGUCACUCAGAAGAGUGUGCAAAUGCUUGCCUACUAUACUGUGAGGAGCUUCACUCUAAGGAACACAAAGAUAAAGAAGGGCUCCCAGAAAGGUAGGCCGAGCGGGCGAGUGAUCACACAGUACCACUACACGCAGUGGCCUGACAUGGGGGUGCCAGAGUACGCCCUACCAGUGCUGACUUUUGUGCGGAAGGUGUCCUAUGCCAAGCGCCACGCCGUCGGGCCCGUCGUUGUUCACUGCAGCGCUGGAGUUGGAAGAACAGGCACGUAUAUUGUGCUAGACAGUAUGUUGCAGCAGAUUCAUCAGGAAGGAACUGUCAACAUAUUUGGCUUCUUAAAACACAUUCGCACACAAAGAAAUUACUUGGUGCAAACUGAGGAGCAGUACGUCUUCACUCAUGAUGCACUAGUGGAAGCCAUACUCAGUAAAGAAACGGAGGUACCCGACAGCCAUAUCCAUGCCUACGUCAACGCUCUCCUCAUUCCUGGACCAACAGGCAAAACUAAGUUAGAAAAGCAAUUCAAGCUCCUGAGCCAAUCGAACAUCCAGCAGAGUGACUAUUCAACAGCCCUGAAGCAAUGCAACAGGGAGAAGAACAGAACUUCCGCCAUCAUCCCCGUGGAAAAAUCAAGGGUCGGCAUCUCCUCCCUGAGCGGAGAAGGCACAGACUACAUCAAUGCCUCCUAUAUCAUGGGUUAUUAUCAGAGUAACGAGUUCAUCAUCACCCAGCAUCCUCUGCUGCACACCAUCAACGAUUUCUGGAGGAUGAUAUGGGACCAUAACGCCCAGCUCGUGGUCAUGCUUCCUGAUGGUCAGAACAUGGCAGAAGAUGAAUUUGUUUAUUGGCCAAAUAAAGAUGAGCCUAUAAAUUGUGAGAGCUUUAAGGUCACUCUUAUGUCUGAAGAACAUAAAUGUCUCUCUAAUGAGGAAAAACUUAUCAUUCAAGAUUUUAUCUUGGAAGCUACACAGGAUGAUUACGUACUUGAAGUGAGGCAUUUUCAGUGUCCCAAAUGGCCCAAUCCGGACAGCCCCAUUAGUAAAACGUUUGAACUCCUAAGUGUCAUCAAGGAAGAAGCCGCCAACAGGGAUGGGCCCACCAUCGUCCAUGAUGAGCACGGAGGAGUGACAGCAGGGACUUUCUGUGCCCUGACGACCCUUAUGCACCAACUAGAACAAGAAAAUUCCACGGAUGUUUACCAAGUAGCCAAGAUGAUCAACUUAAUGAGGCCGGGAGUCUUCGCUGACCUUGAGCAGUACCAGUUUCUCUACAAAGCAGUCCUCAGCCUGGUGAGCACAAGGCAGGAAGAGAACCCCUCGGCCUCCCUGGACAGUAACGGCACCGCGCUACCUGAUGGGAAUAUUGCGGAGAGCUUGGAAUCUUUAGUCUAACCCAGAAACGGGGUCGAAGGAGGCCACAUCAGAACGCUGUGUUUUUCCUCUUUUUAAAUGAGAUGGGAGAAUCGGUUCAGUUCUUCUGUUACCUGUUUUAUUUCCUGUCACCCGACAGUAACUUUCAUGGCAUCAGAGAUGAGCUGCCAAAUUUACAUCAUUAACAAUGUGUGCCUUUUUUUUUUUUUUUGAAAGACUUCUCAUAAUUCACUUACUAUGUUUGAACUAAAAUGAUUGAAUUUUGGAGUAUUUAUAAGACUGGAAUUGUGGUCAUUUUGUUUUUCUGUAUUGAUUCUAACAGAAAAAAUUCAGUUCAUAGAGAGUAGGACUUCCCAAUGAUGGGAAACAUGUUUUCGUGUCAAAUUUUUAUCUGUAUUUGUAGCAACCAUCAAGUUUUCUAGAAAUAACAAACUUUUAAUAUAGUAGCCCCUCCAACACUCUGUUCUCUAUGAUAUUCGGCAUUUUACAGCUACAGCAUUUACUGAAAAGUAGAAAUAAUCUGAUACUGACUGUAAAUAAUUCUCUAGUGUCUCCACGGACAAAAUUUAUAUUUAUAAUUGUAGAUUUCUAUAUUUUACUACCGAGUCAGUUUUCUAGUUCUGUGUGACUGUUUUGUUUUAAUGAAGUAGUAUAGGGUCAGGCCUUACUCUACAAAUCUUCUGGAUAUUGUAUCGUGUUAUCUAAGUCAUUAACUCUAAGCAUGUAAUUUUAACUUUUGUGGAAAACAAAUACCUUGGUUUUGAAAGAUGUUUUUAUGAGAAUAACACCUCACCCAACAUCGUCUAAGUGCUUUUUAUCCCAAGGCAUCGCAAAAAUAAAUAUAAAUAUUGCCAAUCA